GGCUGCUGAAGCCGAUCCUGCAGCUCAUGCUCAGCCAAGUGCGUAAAACAGCUGAUCGCCUCUGAACACCAUGCCUCGACUCUCGCUACCAAUUUGCCUGCUUUGCCUCCUGGCCUUCACUUCAGCAUGUUAUAUCCAGAACUGCCCCAGAGGGGGCAAGAGGUCGUUUCUGGAUACAGGUGUCAGGCAGUGUAUGCCUUGUGGCCCCGAGAACAGAGGCCACUGUUUUGGAGCUAACAUCUGCUGCGGGGAGGAGAUUGGCUGCUACAUUGGAACCUCAGAGACACUGAGAUGUCAGGAGGAGAAUUACCUGCCCUCCCCUUGCGAACCUGCCGGAAGACCCUGUGGUAGAAACGGUGGGAAAUGUGCCUCAUUGGGAAUCUGCUGCACCGACGAAACAUGCACUACAGACUCUACAUGUCUGGAAAAUGAGAGUAAAUGGAAACAGUCUCCGAUGGAAAGAAACUUGACCCUUUUAGACAGUGCUGCAACUGACCUCCUCCUGAGGCUAAUGCGUCUAUCUAACAGGCAGCCCACAGAGAAGCACCAGCUAAUAUAAAAUCAUGUAUUUUAAUGUGCCCUCUCUUUGAUGCUGCCUUUGAGAAUCAUACAACACUCAUGGUAUAGGAAGCAGCUGUAUAUGGAGCUGGUACUUUAACAAAAGGGCCAUAAACAAUGCAUGUUAUUCUAUGACCUAUGAUAUAUCAGAGUGCUAUAGAGUGUACUUAUCUAAUACAUAACAGUAUGUCGAUCUCAAUAUUUAUGCUGAGGGUAGUAAAUAUACUUUUCCAAAUGUCAUUUUUAGUUACAUUUACUUCACUGAAUUUUUUGUUCAUGGUAUAAAAGUACAACCUAUUUUUAAUUUCUUCGGUAACUUGUAAACAUUAAAGGAAGCAUGUGUACAUAAAUAGCAAAAUAAAAUCCUUUGUUGCUUAAUGUGGAAUUGCAAUGCAAAAUA
Messenger RNA from Carcharodon carcharias (great white shark), 958 nucleotides. RefSeq names its product vasotocin-neurophysin VT-like. The coding region runs from base 71 to 559 and encodes 162 amino acids. The record is from RefSeq and is a predicted model, not a curated record. Gene Ontology annotation, molecular function: neurohypophyseal hormone activity. Lineage: Eukaryota; Metazoa; Chordata; Chondrichthyes; Lamniformes; Lamnidae. The transcript is spliced from 3 exons. Gene Ontology annotation, cellular component: secretory granule; extracellular region.